Molecule: messenger RNA, 2127 nt
Organism: Diutina rugosa
Lineage: Eukaryota; Fungi; Ascomycota; Pichiomycetes; Serinales; Debaryomycetaceae
Product: protein serine/threonine phosphatase
Exons: 1
Coding region: 1-2127 (708 amino acids)
Cellular component (GO): nucleus
Molecular function (GO): RNA polymerase II CTD heptapeptide repeat phosphatase activity
Source: RefSeq, a predicted model, not a curated record
AUGACGGCAAUCCACCUUCCGUCACUGGUGCCCUAUCCGGUGACAAUCACCCAGUUGACAAAAGCUCCUGGAAGCUCGGUCAACAAACAUGACACGAUAUUGAAGUUUAAAUAUUGGGAUGUUGAACGCGAGUUGACAGAUGCUAAGGCUAAUUCUUCCGUGAAUCCGGGCCUUACCGCUUCUCCCGAGGAGCGGACCGUCCAACGAAUCGGCCUGGUAGAACUGCCUGUGGAGGGCAAUCUCGGGAAUUUCAAGGUGUCUGUUGGCCAAGUGAUAUCUGAACCCUGUGUUGCCGUUGAGGUAGAGGAAGCUUGCGCUCAUACUGUGCAAUACGGUGGCCUAUGCGCUCUUUGCGGUCAACUGGUUGAUACGAAAGAUUACCUGGGCUACGACUAUCAGGAGCGGGCGAGCAUUGCGAUGUCACACGAUAAUACCGGGCUUAAAAUUUCACUCGAAGAGGCUCAGAAGAUCGAGCAGCUGGCAGUAACCCGUCUUACCGAAAACAAAAAACUCAUUUUGGUGGUGGACUUAGAUAUGACUGUGAUCCAUGCAACUGUGGAUCCAACUGUUGGCGAGUGGCAAAACGAUCCUGAAAACCCUAAUUAUCCCGCUAUCAAGGACGUUCAAAAGUUUUGUCUUCUGGAAGAAGCCAUCGUGCCUCCGGGAUGGACUGGGCCUAAAAUGGCACCCCAAAAAUGCUGGUACUAUGUCAAGCUACGACCGGGGCUCAAGAAGUUUUUGGAGCUGAUGAAUCAACGCUAUGAAAUGCACAUCUAUACAAUGGCCACUCGCAAUUAUGCACUUGCCAUUGCUAAAAUCAUUGAUCCCGAGGGCAUAUACUUUGGAGACAGAAUCUUAUCUAGAGAUGAGCUGGGUUCGCUCACGCAUAAAAAUUUGAAGCGACUCUUUCCAGUUGAUCAAAGCAUGGUGGUCAUCAUUGAUGACCGUGGUGACGUGUGGCAGUGGGAGGCCAACCUCAUAAAGGUGGUUCCAUAUGACUUCUUUGUUGGCAUUGGUGACAUAAAUCUGAGCUUCUUGCCAAAAAAGCUGGGUCAGUUGAUGGGCCCUACACGCAAGCGUAAUAAGAUUCUUGCCAAAUUAGAAGAAGACGCGGCUGUUACCGAAGAGUCGGCGUCGCCAACACCAACAAAUUCAGGUGAGGAGUAUGAUAGUGAUCUGGAAGCUUUUGUCGCAAACCUUACAAAACAACAACAUGAUCGUCCUCUUGCUAAGUUACAGGAAAAUCUUGAAAAGCUUCACGAUCAACCUAGUUCCGAUGUGGAGGAUGAUGAGCUUUUAUACGAUGAUGACAAUGAGUUGGUUUCUUUAGAAAGAGUAUUGGACAAUGUUCACGGCAGAUAUUAUGACGAGCUUCAGAAGUUUUCUACAGGCAAUAACUCCGUGGCCAAGCGACCCGAUUUGAGUGAUAUCAUUCCUAAAAUGAAGGAAAAGGUACUUGAGGGGGUUGUGAUACUUUUUACAGGGAUAAUACCCACGAUGGUUCCUUUGGAUCAAGCUGAUAUCGUCAUAUGGGCACGCCAAUUUGGUGUGAAGGUUGUCAAUGAGGUUUACCCCAGUGUCACCCACGUGGUGUGCCGAGAUCCCACUCAGGGUCCCGGUCCGACGUUCAAAGCACGCGUAGCUCGGCGAAUUCUACCAAGCGCAAAGCUUGUUAAUCCUGACUGGCUCUUUGCAUGCUUGACUCAGUGGAAGCAUGUUGAUGAGAAGGAUUAUCUUUUACCACUUGAUAACCCUGAAGACUGGCGUGUGAAUGAGCAAGAUAUUGCCAAGUACAAGAAGCUGAUUACCUUCGAAAUGAACUUUGAUGACCUUGAAAAUCUUGAUGAGGAGGUAGAUCAGUUUCUUCAGGAAAGUGACGAAGACGACGACAAUAAUGACGAGUCUAACGAGGCUUACGCGGAUAACGAGGAGAACGAAGCCAUUGAGCUUAUCACCAAUGGAAACGGUAAGCGCUAUCGUGAAGAUGACGACAACCGAGAAGGGGAGCCCAAUGGCAAGAGAGUUGCCCCCGAUACCCUGGCGUCAACUAAGACCGAAAAAGAUGACGACGACCUCGACGAUCUCGAAGCAGAGCUUUUGGAAGGGUUUGAUGAAAUUGAAGACUAG